Messenger RNA from Gloeophyllum trabeum ATCC 11539, 1346 nucleotides. RefSeq lists its product as uncharacterized. The transcript has a single exon. The record is from RefSeq and is a predicted model, not a curated record. NCBI's taxonomy places the organism in Eukaryota, Fungi, Basidiomycota, Agaricomycetes, Gloeophyllales, Gloeophyllaceae. Bases 84 to 857 code for a protein of 257 amino acids.
CGGGGCUGUCCUUUUGUUCCGACCACGGACAGACAAAGAUCUGCCCGGGGCUCUCUUCUACACCAUCAGGUCCUCGCACGGCCAUGUCUUGCUCUGUUACCACCACCACCGUCGCCGCCCCCUCCUCGUCGCUUCCAGUCCCCGGUGGUGUGCGCAAGCGGACGUCGUCGUUCUCCACGCCCAAGCCUGGGCCACAUAAGGUGCCUCGCACGACGAGCAGCGGUACUCGGCCCCUGCGCCGCACGAUUUCGUUCGCGGUCCUCCCGAAUACUCCUGUGGACGACACCCUCUACACCGGCGACGGCUUCGAGCCGCCACCUUUCGCCCCCACCGGCGCACCCGCACCACAGCGCACGCAUAAACCAGACUGCUCGUCGCUCGUGCCGUACAACCGCACCCUCCGCUUCUACAAAGAACAGCGCGAGCGCCGCAAAGGCCUGAGCCGCACCUACUCGGAGCACAAUCUCGCUUUCGGCUCUGCCCCUAUCCCUACCACGCCCGACACAUCCUCCAUGCCUACCUCGCGACUCCCUGUCCCGAAGCCUGCUCAGACUGUUAAGAUCGAGAGCCGAACGACCUCGCCACUUUCGCCUCACCCAUCGAAUAACCUCGCGCGGCGACGCUUGCCUCGUGGCAAGCGCGAGCCGGACCUGUACCGCGUGGCGAUCAUGACGCGUAUGCGUUGCUCGCCCGAGGGGCAGAAGAUCCUGCUGAUGGGCCCGCGCCUGGCAGUGUCGAUAUUGUCGGCGACGCGGGAGCUAGAGCGGAUGGUCGGCGAGAGGGACGGCGAUGGGGAUGUGGUGAUGAAGACGGAGCCGCCGGGCGAGGAUUGGGAGAUGGUGGACUGUGGAUUGUAGGCGCUGGGGCGAUGAAUCAAUGAUGAACGAAAGAUGAAGAAGAAAUCGAAGACAUUGAAGAAGUAAGUUAUUGGACGAUGAGGGCGCAUCCAUCUACAUCAAUCAAGUGCGAUCCAUACAAACAUCAUGGAUCGCUCGCCACCUUCCGACAUCGACAUCAUAUGGAAACCUUUAUCUCGUUCGCCUUCGUUCGCGAAACCCUUCACCUCGCCCUGCCUCAGGGUGUACAAUUGCGUAUUUGUUGCAGGGCCAUGGACCUUACCGGAAUAUUCUUGUUGUUGUCAUCGCUAUGCUCGCUCUGUCUAUCGUGUGUACUCAUCGUUGUAUCGAUUGUGGAGGAAGGAAAAUGUAGUAUCAGAUGUGGUUGUUUUUUGUACUCGGUCGUAGUACGUAGGUAUUCUCUCUACCCCGCUUUCCUCGUCCGAUCUUUUGGAUCUAGUGCGCCUUGUGGUUGUUACUAUACUAUCCAAAUUAAUUGCUUUGAUAAAG